CAAAACAUCAGACAUUGGUGUAGGGAACUCAUUCCGUAUCUUGCAGCUGUCAAAGGUUUCUCUCUGAAGAAUGGAAGAUUUCUCCAAUAAUGACACAUCACUGGACAUGAGCCAUGGUUACAACACCUUCUAUGACUACUAUAUACGAGCAGCAUUCAUCAUAAAUGUGGUGACAUGCAUAAUCAUCUGUAUUGGACUUCCUUUGACCCUGGUGGCCAUCUAUGCUCUUUAUUCUCUGGUGCGAAAGGAUCAUGUUGCUCCAAUCUACGUCAUCAACCUUCUCAUUUCCGACCUCAUUCAGUUCUGCUGCAUGAUCGGUUGGUUGGCAAAACCUGAGAACUGGAACAAAACUAGCAUUGUCUAUAGUAUCUACUACUCCAGUCUGAUGGCCAGUGUUGGCUUCAUGGUGUGCAUCGCCCUGGAAAGGUAUUUGGUCAUCGCCUGCCCACUGUGGUACCGCUUCAGACGAUCCAUCAAGAUCUCUGUGGUGGUCUGUGUCCUGGUCUGGACCCUUCCUCUUGUCUAUUGCUUCAUUUCUUUUUUUUUGAAUACCCCAAAUCUUUCAGUAAUUAUUUAUUGCAUAUUUUUUUUCCUUCCCCUCCCACUGCUCAUAUUCUUUCUGGUUGGGACCCUUAAAGUCCUGUCUGCUUCCAUCUCAGUUCACGCUGAUGAAAAACGACGAAUUGUGGCAAUGUUGGUCCUGGUGCUGCUUAUUUACACGCUGUUGUUCCUGCCCACAACAAUUUUCUGUCUGAAAGAGGGAGACAGAUGUGAUACUACCAUCAACAGCCUGCCUUAUUUUUCUAUUAGGUUGAGUCCUCUUGCAGACUUAGUUCUGUAUAUUUUCAUGAGGAAAGGGGCCAUAGACAAGCUUUUGGCCUCUGUGUGUUGUUGCAGAAUGGACAGCAAUGAAUACAGCAGUUCAACAGUAUGAAUGAGUCAGCUUCAUGUAGGCAGAGAAAUAGGGAGAGAGAGACAGAAAGGGGAGAAAACAGAAGGAGACAUGUUGGCAAAUAAAAAAGGAUAGAGACAAGAAAGAUUCUCUCUUCUAUGGAUAUGGUUUUUAAUAAGACACCUAACUGUUGAUACAAGGAAGUAUUGUCUUUAUGCUGUGGGAGUUAUGCUUGCUGGGAAAUGUUUUUGUAAACUUGCUCAGCUGUCAAUCAAAUAUGUCAAUCAAAUAUGCUGUUAUUAGGUUGCUAGUCUAGUUAAUGUCUAUCAGUAUUUUACUGUACAUGGUGGCCAAAUUUCACAUUUUGAUUUAGAAUCCUUUGUACAUGAGUCAAAAGAAUAUCCUGAAUGAUACCAUAAGAGAAAAACUGUGAGACAGUUAAAAGAUAAAGAGUUUAAAGAUGGGCAGAUCAAGUAAGAAACAAUCCUCACAGUGAAACCCCUAUCACUGGUAAAGCUGUAACACCCCCCAAAACACACACCUCUAAAAGCCUGAAGGUCUUUGAUGUGUAAGACUUAUGAUUUGGUGCCCCCCAGUGUUAGAAUAAAAAAGGCCCUGUAACCCCCGGUUACCAGAACCCUGUGAAAUAGUUGACUGAACUGUAAGUUAAUGUAACAAUUAAAAGUUAAAAAUAAUAUUUAUUUAAUUUGAUAACUGUACUGAUCUAAUUCACUGGGCUAAACCAC
Perca fluviatilis (European perch) is the source of this 1638-nucleotide messenger RNA. Its product is annotated as G-protein coupled receptor 4-like. Gene Ontology annotation, biological process: phospholipase C-activating G protein-coupled receptor signaling pathway; positive regulation of Rho protein signal transduction. Gene Ontology annotation, molecular function: G protein-coupled receptor activity. NCBI's taxonomy places the organism in Eukaryota, Metazoa, Chordata, Actinopteri, Perciformes, Percidae. Gene Ontology annotation, cellular component: membrane. The transcript has 4 exons. The record is from RefSeq and is a predicted model, not a curated record. The coding region runs from base 71 to 934 and encodes 287 amino acids.